AUGGUCGUUCAGCAUUGGGGCACCAUCGCAAUCGGAGUGCUCGCUGUAUACCUUGUGACUAGACUCCUUACGUUUAAAAAGCUUCCAGCGCCUCUCCCACCCGGACCUCCGCCCAAACCAAUUAUCGGUAACUUGAAAGACCUUCCUCAAAAUGGAGAGAGGGAUUGGGAGCAUUGGCUGAAGCACAAACAGCUAUAUGGGCCGAUUAGCUCCAUAACUGUGCUAGGUCAAACGUUUGUUAUUCUAAAUGAUGCAAAGCUCGCAGUCGAGCUUUUUGAAAAGCGAUCCAAGUGGCAUUCCGAUAGACCUCCGAUGUUCUUUGCGACCGAGAUGGCCGGUAUCGGAGGCAUCCUGGGAAUGAUCCGGUAUUCUGAUCGCUCUAGAGCCAUUCAGAAAGCCAUGAGCAAGGAGAUUGGAUCGAAGGUAGCUGUUUCUCGUUUUCACGGGCUUCAGGAGGCCGAGACGCGCCGCUUUCUCCUACGGGUGCUUGAGGCGCCGCAGGAUCUGAGAGAUCAUAUUCGGAAAGAGGCUGGCGCGGUUGUCCUCAAACUUGCAUACGGGUACACUGUCGAGCCGCACAAAGACGAUCCAUUGGUUGAGUUGGCAGAUGUGUCAAUGUCCUACUUUUCGUCCGUUUGUCGUUAUGGAGCUUGGCUGGUGGAUGUUAUUCCAAGUUUGAGAUACCUUCCUUCUUGGUUCCCAGGUACCGAGUUCAAACGCGUAGGCCAGAGGUCUAAGGAAGCUUUUGAAAACUUCGGGGGGAAACCAUAUAACUUCGUGAAGCAACAAAUGUCUCAAGGCACACAUCAUCCGUCGUAUCUGUCAAGCAUUCUAGAAUCCGAAGAUAUCGAGCCUGGCUCCGAGAAGGAAUACGUGACGAAAUGGUCAGCAGCAUCGAUUUAUGCCGGCGGCGCUGACACGACAGUAUCCACAAUGGCAUGCUUUUUUCUCGCGAUGGCCCUAUACCCUGAGGCUCAGAGAAAGGGCCAAGAGGAGAUCGAUCGUGUUAUUGGAAACCGUCUUCCCACCUUUGCCGACCGGGAUAAUCUCCCUUACAUCGAUGCCAUGGUGAAGGAAGUCCUCCGCUGGCACCCAGUUGUGCCGACCAACUUGGCUCAUGUUUCUACCCACGACGACAUGUGUCAAGGAUACUUCAUCCCAAAGGGCUCCAUAAUUCUCGCUAACCUUUGGGGUUUCACACAUGACCCAGACGUCUUUCACGACCCUAGGGAAUUCAAACCGGAACGCUACCUCGGUGACAACCCCGAGCCUGACUCGCAUCGGCUAGCCUUCGGAUUCGGUCGAAGAAUCUGUCCGGGACGCGUUAUGGCAGAUGCGGCCAUCUACCUCAAUAUCGCACAAUGCUUGGCAGCCUUCAACAUUGGGAAGAAAAUCGUCGAUGGGAAGGAAGUAGAGCCCCGAGUAGAAUUUCAGGCUGCGCUCAUCAGUCAUCCAGAACCAUAUGACGUGAGCAUUAAGCCCCGGAGCUCGAUGCAUGAGGAACUCAUUCGGGCGGUGGAGAUAGACUAUCCUUGGGAGAAGAGUCAUGCAGACGAGCUUGGUAAUAUUAAGGCCUAG
This is a messenger RNA of Aspergillus pseudonomiae, 1578 nucleotides long. RefSeq names its product cytochrome P450. The transcript has 7 exons. NCBI's taxonomy places the organism in Eukaryota, Fungi, Ascomycota, Eurotiomycetes, Eurotiales, Aspergillaceae. Gene Ontology annotation, molecular function: oxidoreductase activity, acting on paired donors, with incorporation or reduction of molecular oxygen; heme binding; iron ion binding. The coding region runs from base 1 to 1578 and encodes 525 amino acids. The record is from RefSeq and is a predicted model, not a curated record.